CUAAUAACAAAAGUUCAAAUAUAUCUCUGCAAAUGUUCAACAGAAAAGAGAAGGAAAACGAGGAGGAAAAGACGAAGCAGAGAAGAGCUGCGGAGACUGUAUAAGCAGGCGGGAAACAAUUGACGAAAAGCAACGAUGGCGGACGAUUCAGAGAUGGCGUACAACCUCCAACUUGAAGAAGCCAUCGCCGCCUCCCUCCUCGACGCCACCGCCGCUCAGCCUCCAGCCACUGCCGCCUACGACGCCCUCAUUGGCUGGGAACAGGACGCCCUCGACGCCGAGGUGGAGGCCGAGCGUCUCCGCGUCGACCUCCUCCGCCAGGUCCACGACCGCGCCCUGGCCUGCGAGAUCAUGAGCGUGCCGGACGAGGAGUGGCUACAAACCGGCAACAAUUUGCACAGGCCGUUCGGAGAGGGCUCCUCCUUGUCGUCUUCGAAUGGGCAAAACUUCCAAUUCAAGGUUUAUGUCAAGGGUUUGGUGGAGCGAGGGGCGGGCGGAAUCGGCGUGGCUAUUUGCGACGGGAAUGAUGGUUUGCUGUUCGAGUUGAGUAAGGGUUUGAGCGGCAAAGAUCAGGAUAAGGAAUUGGUUGAUUUCAAAGCGCUGAUUGAAGGUCUUGAUGCUGCGGUGAUGCUUGAUUUGAAGAGGAUUACUGUUGUUACCGAUAAUCCUCUGCUCUGUCAACAUAUUACUGGAGAAAACACUCAAACGAUAAAAACUGCUGUCACAUUAUCUAGCCAGAUACAACUCCUAAGAAAAUUUACUAAGUGUCAUCCAUCUCUUGUUGCCUCUAAUGCCAAUAAGGCUGUCAAACUUGCAAGGAAUGCAAUUGCAUUUCAGGUUAAUCGUUCAGCAGGUAGUAGCAAUGGCAAGAAUCUGACUGAGCAAUGUACUAUUUGUUUAGAGGAUACUUAUGUGGAUCGGAUGUUCUUAAAUACAAGUUGUCGACAUAGCUACUGCUUUUUGUGCAUGUCGAAACAUUUUCAGUUUAAGUUGCUUCAAGGGAGGCUGCCUAAAUGCCCUCAUGAGAACUGCACAACUGAGCUGAUGUUUGUUUAUUAUGUCAUCAAAUAUUGUGCUUCUAUGAUGAAGAUCUCUCCUAAGAAAUCUGUAACAGCUUCCCUAAUAAUUGGCGCGAAAAUCGACGGCAACAUUUGCUACACUACGAUGGCGGACGACUCCGAUUUCGCUUUCAAUCUCCAGUUGGAAGAAGCACUGACCGCCUCCCUCCUCGACGGUACCAUUUCUUCCCCCAAUGCCGACGGAGUCACCUACGACGCCGUUUUCGGCCCCGUUCUGUCGGACGCCCUCCAGCGCGACGAUCUCUACAAGUACGAGUGUGAGCUCCUCAACCAGUACAGUACGCAGGCCGCGGAGAAGCGCCUCCGCCUCGACUUGUGCCGCCAGGUCCACGACCGCGCCUUCGCCUGCGAGAUUUCCAACAUACCGGAGGAGGAGUGGAGGAAAAUCGGGGAUGAGCUGCAGAAGCCGUACGGAGAAGGCUCCUCAUCGAGUGGGAAAUGUUGGGGAUUUAGGGUUUACGUCAAGGGUUUGGUGCAGGGGAUCGUGGGCGGCGUUGCGGUUGUGAUACGUGACGACAAUGGCGGAUCGGUGUUUGAAUUGAGCAAGGGAUUGAGCGGAAAAAAUCAGAUAAUUGGUGAAGAGAUGGUUGAGUUGAAAGCUUUGAUUGAAGGACUUGAAGCCGCCGUGAUGCUGGAGUUAAAGAGGGUUACCAUUGUUACUGAUAAUCGGUUGCUGUACUUGCAUAUCACUGGCAAAAACCGGGAGAUCAGGGAAACUUUUGCUGUGCUAUCUAACCAGAUAGAUCUUCUUCUGCGGAAAUUAGGCAAUCCCGGUGCAUCUUUUGUAACUCGCCAUGAUAAUGUGUUUGCUGUUGAACUUGCUAGGGAGGCAAUUGCAUUUGAGGUCAAGCGAUCAGCAGGAAGCAGUGGCACAAAGAAUCUGAUGAAGACAUGCACAAUAUGUUUGGAAGAUACAGAUGUGGAUCAGAUGCUCUUAAUUGCAGGUUGUCUGCAUAGCUACUGCUUGUCAUGUAUGUCAAAAUAUGUCCACUAUAAGUUGCUUCAGGGCAUUCUACCUAAAUGCCCCAAUGAGAACUGCAAAUCUCUGUUGGAACUUGAUAGUUGCAGAAAAUUCCUGACUCCGGAAUUGUUCGACAUAAUGUGCCAGCGUGUGAAGGAAGCAUCAAUCCCACCAGCGGAGAAAAUUUAUUGCCCCUACUCAAGAUGUUCUAGUUUGUUAUCGAAAACAGAGCUUCAAGGUUCCAAGGGUGAUGCGAUUGAAGUAUUGGGUUGUAGGAAGUGCUCUCAUUGUGGUGGCCUUUUCUGCAUCAAUUGCAAAGUCCCUUGGCAUAGUAAUAUGAGCUGCUCUGCAUUUAAAACCGGUAAUCCCAGCUCCAGUAAUGAAAAGAAACUGAAGUCAUUGGCUACUAAGAAUCUCUGGCGUCAAUGUCCCAAGUGCAGCCAUAUGGUUUCACUUUCUGUAGGAUGCUACCACAUUUACUGCAGGUGUGGGCACGAGUUUUGCUAUACAUGUGGAGCAGAAUGGCGAAACAAGAAAGCUACAUGUCGUUGUCCUAUCUGGGACGAGCACAACAUCGUAUAUGAUAACUAAGAUUGAGAAGAAGCAAGAUAGAGUGUGAUGCUCGGUGCUUCUACGCUCCUUGUUCCUUGGUAAAGAUCACUUUUUGGCAGGCUGACUUUCUUUUUUCAAGAUUAGAAUCUGAUGGAUAUAACAUACUCAUCCAGAUGUUUUUGUUUUGUUUUGUUUCGUUUCCUGCGCAAUUUUUGUGUAAUUGUGCUGCACAUUUUGGAAAUGUGGAUACGCUUGGCUUCUAGUUUCAUAGUAUUCAA
Salvia splendens (bonfire salvia) is the source of this 2870-nucleotide messenger RNA. RefSeq lists its product as uncharacterized. NCBI's taxonomy places the organism in Eukaryota, Viridiplantae, Streptophyta, Magnoliopsida, Lamiales, Lamiaceae. Gene Ontology annotation, molecular function: zinc ion binding; nucleic acid binding; ubiquitin-protein transferase activity. The transcript has 5 exons. The coding region runs from base 136 to 2631 and encodes 831 amino acids. The record is from RefSeq and is a predicted model, not a curated record. Gene Ontology annotation, biological process: protein ubiquitination.